AUGGGUUCCGUGGUCUUGCCGCACUUGCGCACAGCGUGGCACGUUGAUCAAGCCAUUCUCUCGGAGGAGGACCGCCUAGUGGUUAUCAGAUUUGGUCGUGACCAUGAUGUCGACUGCAUGCGUCAGGAUGAAGUCCUAUUCAAACUCGCCGAGCGUGUGAAGCAGUUUGCUGUGAUCUACCUCUGUGACAUUGACGAGGUGCCAGAGUUCAACACCAUGUACGAACUCUUUGAUCCAAUGACGAUCAUGUUCUUCUUCCGGAACAAGCACAUUAUGUGCGAUUUCGGUACCGGUAACAACAACAAGUUGAAUUGGGUUCUUGAAGACAAGCAAGAAGUGAUCGACAUUAUCGAGACCAUCUACAAGGGCGCCAGGAAGGGCCGUGGUCUUGUUGUUAGUCCGAAGGAUUACUCCACGAGAUACCGGUAUUGA
Molecule: messenger RNA, 432 nt
Organism: Aspergillus puulaauensis
Lineage: Eukaryota; Fungi; Ascomycota; Eurotiomycetes; Eurotiales; Aspergillaceae
Gene: DIB1
Product: DIM1 family thioredoxin-like protein
Exons: 5
Coding region: 1-432 (143 amino acids)
Biological process (GO): mRNA splicing, via spliceosome
Cellular component (GO): U5 snRNP; spliceosomal complex; U4/U6 x U5 tri-snRNP complex
Source: RefSeq, a predicted model, not a curated record